Molecule: messenger RNA, 2811 nt
Organism: Aspergillus ibericus CBS 121593
Lineage: Eukaryota; Fungi; Ascomycota; Eurotiomycetes; Eurotiales; Aspergillaceae
Exons: 1
Coding region: 246-2504 (752 amino acids)
Source: RefSeq, a predicted model, not a curated record
AUAAGAUGGCGGCGAAUUAUUCUCCAACCGGAGGAGCAUCUUGACCGCAAGAACAGAUGACCCCAUGUACUGCAUCGAUUCCAGAUGCCUAUCGCCAUGAAAGUCGGAUGAUUUGUUCAUCCGGUAUGCCGUCCCGCGUGGCUGCGUGACCGAGAAGGUGGUCAUCCCUCCUUCCCCCUCGUCCCGAACGCCUACACGUCCCUCCACGAAAUGACGCUCUUACCAGACCCCAAGAAAUCACAACGAUGUCGGAUCCUGUCGACUACAAAGCUUUGUUUCUCCAGGCAGAGGAAGAAAGAAAGCGAGAGAAGUUGCUGAGAGAGCAGGCAGAGGACGAAAUAAAGCGAGAGCAGUUGCUGAGAGAGCAGGCAGAGGAAGAAAUAAAGCGAGAGCAGUUGCUGAGAGAGCAGGCAGAAGCACGAACCCGUCGGACAACCUUCGAAGAGUUUAUCCAGCACUGUCAUAACCUUCUUUCACGACCCUUGGAAACCGGAGAUCCCUCCCGGUCAACAACCGGUAGAAUUCCACCUCCUACUGGCAAGUAUUGCCCUCUUCGACUGGAGCCCUGGACGGACUGUGAUACGAGGCAGCAAGAGAUUUACAACUCAGUAUCUCACUAUUUACGACCACUCAGAGAUGCGCCACGGUUGUUCGCACCGCUGAUUGCGCUGGAGGAAUUGGGACAACGGGUUGCACGCCGGCCUUUGAGUAGCGAAAAAGACCUCGAGAGCUACGAGCGGUUUGCCGUUGAAGAUCAUGUUCAUGACAUCAUCGCUGCGCUAUGUCACAUUCCGAGCGCCCGAGAGGAGUUUCAGCUGGGAGAUGGAGUGUGGUUCGAUAACCACGCCAACGCCCUCCAGGAGACCCCGCCAGAAGAGCCACAGACGGACUCCUUGGAUCACGAUCGACCGUCGCGCCCCGACCAGUUCUGUAUUCACCGCGUCGAUGGAAAUGCAAAGGCAUUGUUGACCACGGUCGAAUAUAAACCACCUCAUAAACUGUCCAACGAGAAUCUUCGUGCUGGGCUCCGACCGAUGGACUUCUAUCGCGACAUUGUGGAACCGGAAACCGUCCCUACGGAUGGGCCCGAGAAGCUACGGUAUAAUGCAGCCUGUCUUACAGGCGCAGCGAUCGUGCAGGAAUACCAUGUAAUGAUACAGGAAGGACUGGAAUUCUCAUAUUUAACUACAGGACUUGGGAUUGUGCUCCUACGGGUAUCCGACGACAGCGGGACUCUGUAUUACCAUCUCUGCGAGCCGAAUCUCGAUGUCGCAAGUGGGGUUGCAGGUCCAAAGACAGCGGUUGAGAGGGUGCUUUGCCUCUGCCUGAUGAGUUUCCGUUCAGCCUGUCGGGAUCAAGCCUGGCGGAAUGCUGCUCGGGCACGGCUACCAAUCUGGGAAAGCAGCUUCAGCUACACACGAUCCCAGAUCCCAACUGAGGAAUUACGACAGACGCCUCCAGGAUCAGACUACAUCAGCCCGGAACGCACCAGUUCAGAGUCGACGUCUGAGUACCAGCCGUCGUCCCCUAUCGAGCCUCCUGUCAAUCCGAGUCGCCGCGCUCGCACCCGUUCCUCUCGCUGCUUACUUACCCCUACUGCUCACCGACAAGACCCUUCGGACUCUGACACUGAACCGGCUGCUACUGCACGACGGAAGCGGGGUUUCAGUCAAAUCGCAUCUUCGCCGCCUACACAAGAAUCUGUACCAACCACUCCGAGCAAUUCCUCUCAACACCAAACUGGUCAGUCUCGUCCACACAACUACGAGUUUUGCACACAAAAAUGUCUUCUGGGCCUACAGCAAGGCAGUGUAUUAGACCAAAGCUGUCCCAAUGUGGAACACCACCGUGCAGGACAACACUACCAUCAUCACCCAAUCCGGGCCUCCGAAUUGUUACAAAUGAUCAAGCAGCAACUGGAUGACAAUCUAGAUGAACACUGUACGCCGAUGGGAAAAUGCGGAUCCUAUGGCGCUCCAUUCAAAGUAACAUGUGCCGUGUACGGCUACACGGUGGUCGGGAAGGGCACAACAUCACGGUUAUGGAGCAUCGUGUCAGAGGAAGCAAAGGUUUAUCGGAUUUUGCAAAGUGUGCAAGGUUCGGCGGUGCCCGUGUUCCUGGGUCCCAUUGACUUGGCCAAGAUCUAUUUCCUUCAUGGUGCGGGUGAGAUUCGCCAUAUGCUCUUAAUGGGUUGGGGUGGCAACAGCUUGGGCCAGAAGGAGAUAGAUGCGACCCUCCGUCGCGCGAUCUCACGCUCUAAGAGAAAAAUCCUCGCUCUGGGUGUGGUGCAUGACGAUCUCCGACCUGACAAUAUUCUGUGGAAUGAGGAGCUUCAACGAGUCCUGAUCAUCGAUUUUCAUCGGUGUCAUUUGAAAUCUCGGCUACUAGAAUCAAAACCUCGCUCCUUGAACACGAUGCCACAUUUGAAGAGAUUGUCAGACAGCUCUGAUGAGAAUAAGACUAAACGGAUGCGUGCCGGGUGGAAUCAAGAACCUUGCAAAUGAGCCAUUAUGCAGCUUACAGCACCGGCCAACACCUGCAAGAUAUGAUCAUAAACAGCCGGCGCCUGGAGACCGAGGGACUACCGUUCACGUAGAUUACUCGUGAGUCAAAAGGCCACCUAAUCGAAGUUUACGACAAGCAACGCUUAGCUGGGAAUUAGCGCUGCCAACAACCGGGUUCAAAGUUGCUUGAGAGACCGGUAAGCCUUAUCGGCAUGGUUCUACUAGAUAGCUUUCUCCACCCUUGAAAGAGAAUAAGAAACCCAAAAUCUGUAUCAUUAAAAUAAGCUACCAGUUAGCUAAAUUUCCC